Molecule: messenger RNA, 834 nt
Organism: Tetrahymena thermophila SB210
Lineage: Eukaryota; Ciliophora; Oligohymenophorea; Hymenostomatida; Tetrahymenidae
Product: SNARE associated protein
Exons: 6
Source: RefSeq, a predicted model, not a curated record
AUGUCGAAAGCAGAUUCUACAGAAUUAGAUAUAAAUAAGUUAAGAGAAGAAGUAGAAAAGCAAAAAAAUAAUAAGUUCAUUUUAUUAGGAAUAUUCUUAGUUGCUUUAGUUUUGUUUGGCGUUCUCUUAAGAUUUUCUCCUGAAUUAACACAAGAUGAAAAGGAAAAAUUGUUUAGAUUCCCAAGAGGUGCUGAUGAUUUGAGAUUAAUACAUUAAGUCAUAGAUAAAUAUUCAGAAUAAAAUUAUACAUUUGUGCUAUUUGCAUUUUGCUAUUUGUAUAUAUUUUUGCAGUCUUUUGCUAUUCCUGGACCAGUUUUUCUCAGUAUAUUGAGUGGAGCUAUAUUUGGUGGUGUCUAAGGAUUUAUGCUUGUUUGUUUUUGUGCAACUACUGGUGCAAGUUGCUGUUAUGGACUUUCUUAUACUUUAGGAAGAGGUUUAGUUCUUAAGUACUUCCCAAGUAUGCUUGUGAAAUUCUAUAAUAAGAUCUAAAGUAACAGAGAACAUACAUUCUUUUACAUGCUUUUCUUAAGAUUAACUCCUCUUGUUCCUAAUUGGUUCGUGAACAUCUCCUCACCUAUUGUAGGAAUGCCAAUUACUAGUUUCUUCUUUGGCACAUUCUUUGGUUUGAUGCCUCUUAACAUUAUUCAUAUUAAUGCCGGUAUGACUUUAUCAAGUCUUGAUAAGGUUGGUGCUAGUUUGCAAAAUAUUUUAUGGAUAGCUCUCCUUGGUUUCCUUGCCUUAAUUCCAACUCUCUUUAAAAAGAAAAUCGAACAGUUUGAUGAAAAACAUAACAAAGAGGCUGCAGCUGCCAAAACUGAGAAGAAAAUUAAUUGA